GACGCUAUAAGAGGGCGGCGGUCGCGGCGCGCCCUGCGCGGAUCCCGGAGCGCGAUGGUCAGCCGCCGCGGCGCGGCAAGAUGCUGGAUGGGUCCCUUCUGGCGCGCUGGCUGGCCGCGGCCUUCGGGCUGACGCUGCUGCUCGCCGCGCUGCGCCCUUCGGCCGCCUACUUCGGGCUAACAGGCAGUGAACCCCUGACUAUACUCCCUCUGACCCUGGAGACUGAGGCUGCAGCCCAAGCACACUACAAGGCCUGCGACAGGCUGAAGCUGGAGCGCAAGCAGCGCCGUAUGUGCCGCAGGGAUCCUGGUGUGGCUGAGACACUGGUGGAGGCCGUCAGCAUGAGUGCACUGGAGUGCCAGUACCAGUUCCGCUUCGAGCGCUGGAACUGUACCCUGGAGGGCCGCUACCGAGCCAGCCUGCUCAAGCGAGGCUUCAAGGAGACUGCUUUCCUCUAUGCCAUCUCUUCUGCUGGCCUGACACAUGCACUGGCCAAGGCUUGCAGCGCGGGCCGCAUGGAGCGCUGCACCUGUGAUGAGGCACCUGACCUGGAAAACCGAGAGGCCUGGCAGUGGGGUGGCUGUGGGGACAACCUCAAGUACAGCAGCAAGUUUGUCAAGGAGUUCCUGGGCCGGCGGUCUAGCAAGGAUCUGCGAGCCCGAGUGGACUUCCACAACAACCUCGUGGGUGUAAAGGUGAUAAAGGCUGGAGUGGAGACCACUUGCAAAUGCCAUGGUGUGUCUGGCUCCUGCACGGUGCGGACCUGCUGGCGGCAGCUAGCACCCUUCCAUGAGGUGGGCAAGCACCUAAAACACAAAUAUGAGACCUCACUCAAGGUGGGCAGCACUACCAAUGAAGCCACUGGUGAGGCGGGUGUCAUCUCUCCUCCACGGGGCCGGGCCUCUGGGUCGGGAGGAGGAGACCCACUGCCCCGAACACCAGAGCUUGUACACCUGGACGACUCUCCUAGCUUUUGCCUGGCUGGCCGUUUUUCCCCUGGCACGGCAGGCCGCAGGUGUCACCGUGAGAAGAACUGUGAGAGUAUUUGUUGUGGCCGCGGCCACAACACACAGAGCCGUGUGGUGACAAGGCCCUGUCAAUGCCAGGUCCGCUGGUGCUGCUACGUGGAGUGCAGGCAGUGUACACAGAGAGAGGAGGUCUACACCUGCAAGGGCUGACCCGAGGCCCUGCAGCCCCACCACAAGUGGUGUGGGCUUUGCACACAGCACCAGAAGAAUUCUACACCUGCAGCAGCUGACUCCGCGGCCCUGCCAGCCUUUCUGCAGGGAGUGUAGGCUUUGCAUAUAGUGCAAAGGGUCUUAACCUACGUGGAGUGAGUCCUGCAGGUCCAGCCUAUCCUGCUGUGUGGGGCACAGGUGUUACAAACAACACAAAGGUCUGCAAGGAAGGAGAGGUGCCCUUAGCACACUUGGGCUCUGGUAUACAGACAGCCGGUUGGGCUGUCUCCUGGCCCAGAGGGCGGGGCUGGCCCCUGUCUGGCCUCCUGAACCCCUUUGCUUAUGCCUUGGGCCUGAGCUUCCCCCACUGACCCGAGAGCGUUGCAGUAAUGCUUUCUCAGUUGCCUCUGUCCCUGACACAUCAAUAUAACUCUUGUCAGGGACCAGUGUGUUGACUGGCCCUCCGUGCCUCUUGGCUUCCUCUGAGGCUUGGAGGGCAAGUGCACCUUCAUAAUCACAUGGCUGCCCUUCUGUCCCAGCAGCCUGAUGCCAGCACUGUCUUCAGAGAGCCAAACCACUAGGAGAGGGCAGCCACUCCAUCUCCAGGGCGCAGACUCCGGCCCUCUGACCCUGAGCACUUCCUUGGAGUAUCAGUGAUUUUUAAAUUAUUAUUAUUUAACUAAUAUAGUAAUUAUUAUUUUCUCUGUCCCCUUACCUCCCAGUCUGUGGCUUUUUCCUCUGACCUGCCCCAAGCCCAGUCAAGCCAGUCUGGGAGGCCUUGCCUUCCCUCCCUCCAUAUUCCCUCCUCCUUUGCUUGCUCUAGUUUGAAACCACUAAAUCAAGGUCACAUUUGGAAAGAAAUGAAGCAAUAGAGCCUAGCCAUGGCCCGCAAGGCUUCUGGAAGCCCAUGCCCUGAUUCUACCUUACCUGGGGUCAGAGACCCUCGGUGGUCCCUGCUCUGUGUCCUGCAGGUACAGAGGUCAUGUUACUGGAUGUAGUUUGGGGGCCUGGGGAACUAGAGCCAAGGGCAUGGAGACAAGGGCAGGGUCAGCUUUUUAAUUGUCCAUCUCAGGAAGCCAUUCUUGCUCUGUGUCCCCAGGGGAGGUUCGGAGGGACAGACACACUUGCUGUCAUCAGUCUUGCUGAUGUCUCUGCAGGGGAAAGGUGGCUACACUGAGCUGGUGUUGAGUGUGUGGUCGUGCGUUGUGUGAGUGUGGGAGUGUAUGUAUUCCGAGCUGGCGUGGUCAGCAUCCAGUUGGUCUGUGUCCCUCUGCAGUAUGGUGACUCUUCAGCUUCCAAAAAGUCCAGCCUUAAGUUUGUGGGAAGCCAUGGCUGUGCAGGCUAGAGUGUGGGCAGGUGGCAGACAUUGAGACAGGCACUACUGAGGAAAGGGGUGGCUUCCUUGGAGCACUAGGGGUCCAGAAGACCCAAGCAUGGGGUGGUGGUGGGACUGUGUCUUAAAGGAAACCUAUUUAUGUGGAUGGGGGGCUCUGGUCCCUAUUGGAUGUGUAAAUAGCAAAGUUUAUUCUCCUGUGGUUCCUAUAGCCCACCAAUGAUUGCCACGUUCCCAGGAUGCGUGUGGGUGGCAGUAUACAGUGGCUGGUGGGUGGGAGCAUGCCCCGUACUUCUCAGAUGUCUGUACCCAGUCACACUGCCACCACAGACUAGAGCUUCGUCUCUGUCAGGUCUGGGGAAAGGAGCCUACCAGUCCAGAGGAAGAAUAUUUUUUAUCGAAUACCACAUUUAGCUCUAUGUCCUCAAUAUUCAGAAAAAGUAUUUUUUAAAACAAGGCAGAAUGAAAACGUCUGCCGGCUGGUUUGUUUCUGUAUAAAUAUAUACUAGAAUGUCUUUUUGGAUGAAGCAACUCCCGCAGGCCAGAGCCUCUUUGAUCUUCUCUUCUAUGGGCAGUAGAGUGAGCAGCUGCCCUGCUCCCGCCGGCCACCCAGGUUAUGCCGGCUCUGAGGCCCACUGCCGGCCCGCCUGGCAAUGGGCACACAAGGGAGCUGUCUUUGUGUGGAGUCCUGUGCAGCCUGUGAUUUCUCUACCUCAACUGUGUGGCGAGUAGGUGUGAACCUGAGUGACUGCAGAGAAUGUAUUUAUUUAACAGCUUUGUGUAACAAAACCAGAAACAAAUGGAAACACUAAAUAAAUGUAUUUUAAAUUAUAGACAACCU
This is a messenger RNA of Arvicanthis niloticus (Nile rat), 3352 nucleotides long. It is a transcript of the gene Wnt9a, whose product is annotated as Wnt family member 9A. Gene Ontology annotation, cellular component: extracellular region. Gene Ontology annotation, biological process: cell fate commitment; multicellular organism development; canonical Wnt signaling pathway. Gene Ontology annotation, molecular function: cytokine activity; frizzled binding. The record is from RefSeq and is a predicted model, not a curated record. NCBI's taxonomy places the organism in Eukaryota, Metazoa, Chordata, Mammalia, Rodentia, Muridae.